CUCUCUCGCUCGUAAAAGUGAACGCUAGGGAGUGUGUGUGCGUGUCUCGAAAAGAUUACAAAGAAGAAGAAUCUACAGACAGAGCGGGCGCGCGGCGCUUUGCAAACGCUACGCGAUGUAGCGAAUCACCACCGUACCGCCACGCGACAGUCCAGUUUUACAGGACCGGACUAGACUGCAUUGAGCUAUGCCCAGCGCCGACAGAACUCCAGCCGAACUCGAGAGGAACUCUUUCAUACACGGAGACAUGGCAGAGAGGGUUGGCGACUUGAACACCCUCAGUGUGCCGAUGCUCAUGCGUAGAGGUGGCUCAGAGACAUGUCUAGACCUGGACACGACGGACCUGACGGGACGAGAAGUCUCACGAUCGCGCUCCGGCCUGGGCAGCUUGGAGCAGAAAAUCCUAAAGGUGAAAGAGCAGCUGCGAAUCGAACAAAAUUUACAGGAUGAAAACGUCGCAGAGUACCUCAAACUCAUAAGCAGCGCCGACAAGCAGCAGAGCGGCCGUAUCAAACAAGUGUUCGAGAAAAAGAACCAGAAAACGGCGCACAACAUCGUCCAACUCCAAAAGAAGCUUGAGCAGUAUCAGCGCAAGAUGAAGGAGAGCGACGUCUUGAACGGGACCAAACACACGCCACCACACUCCAGCAGAGACCAUCACGAACUGCCUAAAGACAACCUCAAAGAAACCGUCAUCACAGGAAGUGGCCGGCACCCGCAUUUAGACAAGGUCAAGACUAUCGGCCCGGGUGUCUCGCUGUCGCCGCCGUUCUUCUUCAGCAAGUCCCGCGGCAUAGCGAACCUCAUCCGCAACAAGUUCGGCAGCGCGGACAACAUCGCGCACAUGAAGAGCUCUUUGGAGACGGGUAGCAGCCUGCAUGCGGAAGGGGGAGGCCGAGCUCUGAGCGGCAGUGCGACCCUAACCUCCAAACCCAAAUACCCCAGCGAUGAUGAGUGCUCCACUGAGACUUCAUUAUCGGUAGAAAGCAAUGGUCAUGUGACUGGAUCAGGUGUGACGGGACAGAACAGCGGGUCGGGGAAGGAAGGAGGCCACUUGGAGAAUGGCGGCCGCAUGGUGGUAGCCUACGAGGAGGUCAGGGAGUUGAGGGAGACUCAACAUCUGUUAGCCGAAGACAUCGAGACACUCAAGACCCAGUUUAAAUGUGAAUUCGACAAUAUAACACAAACACUACAAGAGGAGCGAUACAGGUGUGAACGUUUGGAGGACCAGCUGAACGAUCUCACAGAGCUCCAUCAGAACGAAACCGCUAACCUCAAGCAGGAGCUAGCUAGCAUCGAAGAGAAGAUGGCCUAUCAAGCUUACGAACGUGCUCGAGAUAUACAGGACGCUCUGGAGGUCUGUCAGACGCGAGUCAGUAAAUUAGAGUUACAGCAACAGCAGCAGCAGGUCUUGCAGUUGGAAAGUGCCGAUGCCAAAGUGUUGCUGGGAAAAUGCAUCAACAUCAUGCUGGCCAUUGUCACUGUGAUCUUAGUGUGCGUGUCCACGGCUGCUAAGUUCUCCGCACCGCUCCUAAAGAGUCGUCUACACAUAUUUGGGACUUUCGUAUGCGUGUGUCUGCUGGCGUUCGGAUGGAGCAACUGGGAACAUUUGCAGUUUACCAUAGAGCGACUGCUCAUACCCAGAUGAAUCCGUUUUAAAGCGAUAGUUCACCUAAAACUAUCCCUUUAAGUGAUAUUCUCACUGGAACUGCACCUCCAGGGAUCUACCCUUCACAAUGUGACUGUCCCAGGACAAUUUCUUUAACAAACACUUUGUUUUUACUGCGUGUUUGUGUAUGAGAGGGAGCGUUCAUGACGUACUGUAGCAGAAAUGGGUCCAUCUCUCUAACUGUAUUGUAUUAAUUGGAUUUAUUAACAUGUUUCCAUUUGUCUUCUGUGUCUUAAGAGGUUCAGCUUUUAACAACUUUUAUUUUAGGACUUGAUAGUAAGUUGUAAAGAACCGUUUGUUGGAAUCUCACGAAAGCAUGAUGGGUCAUAUUUUAUCCCACAAUCAAAGGAAAAAUUGCAUUAAGGGAUAGUUCACCCAAAAAUGUUUUGUCAUCAUUUAUAGUCUUUAGUCCCAGAAAAUUUCCGUAAAAUUGGAAGAGAGGCUUCUGUGUGAACACAAACACGUCCCGUAAAUGUUCUGGGAUCACUCCCAUAAAGAGGACCUAAUAACAAUGUCGUAACAUUCACGAAAAACAUUCUGUGCGAACAAGAGACAGAAGCGAUGCCGUAAGGGACGUGUCAUCGCAACCAAAAUUUAUGGUUCAGCUCUUUAAAACGAGAGAUUUAUCUGCAGCAGCAUAAAAGAAUAGCGUGUGCUCCUUUAAAAUCUUAUCAUAAACAAAAAUGCACGCACAUGGUUUCUCAAAAGAGAGAAAUCACGAAUAAUAAGCAAACUUCAGAUGCUGGAUCUUUACGGCAUGUGUGUGAAUGCACUCACAGAUUCCGAUUUUUUUUUUUAAGUAUGAAUGAACCAAAAUCAAACGAUCCCAGACAAAUCCCGGAUGCAUUUUCCAUGUAUUUUCCGUAAUGUCUGUGUUAAAAAGGACUAUUGUUUUAAGCCUGUAUAUACAUUUCUUUGUUCUGAUGAAUAUAUUUUGAAGAAUGUUUGUACUUAAGCACCAUUGACUUCCAUAGUAGGAUAAAACGUUACUAAAAUAGCUUUCUUUGUGUUCGGCAGAACAAAGAAAUUUAUACAGGUUUGAAACAACUUGAGGGUGAAUAAAUGACAUUUUUAAGAAAUACAAAUGUUGGUAACGUUUACAUUUGCAAUUUGCUUUUUAUUUAUUUUAGUUUUAUUUUCAUUGUAACGUAUUUAUAAAAAAUGAACAACCCUCUUUCUCUGUGUAUUUAUGAAAAAAUUUGGCAAAUUUUUAUAAAUAUGAUUUAAAAAACUUUUAAAACAGGAUCAAUUUCUUGGAAAUAAUUUUCUUUUCAUUUUGGGAUUGAAAUAUGACUCUUCUGUGUACUAAUAUAAUGCAUUAUUUGUACUACUAAAAUGGCCUGAAGAUCUUUUUACCGGCACUUUAAACACAUGUUUGUGAAAUGUUUUACAUGUGGUUGAUAUUUUCUUAUUCUGUACUAAAAGACAGAAACACUCAUUGUUUUAUAAUAGAAAUGCCUCUUGGUCAUUGAAACGUGACAAAGACAUCAGCUUCCUUUUCAUUUUCAGGUUUACGUGACACAAUUAGCUCUGUUCUCUGUGGUACUUAGAAUUCAUAUUUUUUUUCUACGUUAUGAAUGGUUUUGGUUAAUCUGUGAUUAAUGACUACCACAAUGCAAACUCAUUACACCUGUAUUACUACUGUCCAUGUGAACAUUUGCCUGUCUCUGUGGUUUGACUGAAGAUUGUAUAAGCACCCACAUCUGAAUUCACACACGUCCUACUAUACUACUACUGUUUAGUUUAGAGAUGAUUCAAGAAUUUUAAAAGCCUUUUUUAUGAUAAACAAAAAAGACUUUUGUGUGAAAUUUUCUGUGAAUGUUGUCUUAAUGAUAUGAUCUAACAAUUGGAUUGGAGUUUUCCUGAUUUUCAUUGUUUAUCUGAUAGGAAGCUGACGUACUACCUUAAACUGAAAUAAAUGGCCUCAUUUUUCUUUA
Molecule: messenger RNA, 3606 nt
Organism: Misgurnus anguillicaudatus (oriental weatherfish)
Lineage: Eukaryota; Metazoa; Chordata; Actinopteri; Cypriniformes; Cobitidae
Gene: tmcc3
Product: transmembrane and coiled-coil domain family 3
Cellular component (GO): endomembrane system
Source: RefSeq, a predicted model, not a curated record